Molecule: messenger RNA, 3285 nt
Organism: Haplochromis burtoni (Burton's mouthbrooder)
Lineage: Eukaryota; Metazoa; Chordata; Actinopteri; Cichliformes; Cichlidae
Exons: 8
Coding region: 989-1954 (321 amino acids)
Source: RefSeq, a predicted model, not a curated record
GUCCUAAUCUUAUUUUUAAAACAAUAACUUCAGCAAUAUCAUGUCAUUUCUGUUCUGAGCACGCUGCAUAGAAAUAAUGUUGUUUGUUUGUCGUUUACUUCCUUGUAUACCAAGUCCCCACCCAAGCCACAAAGUCUGGUUAAGCUUUGUGCUAUUAAAAGCCUUAUCAUGCAAGCAAGAUCAGAAACACUGCAGACAUAACAAGAAAAUAUGCAUUGCUUUCCUUUACAUAUUGAGAAUGAGAAAGCAAUGCUUAGCAGGGCUUUUUAAACGUUUACUGAUAUACUGGACAAAGUUUCACUAGUAUCACUUUAGACCAAAAUCACUUCCUGUAAAAAAAAAUAAAAAAUAGGAAUGAUAUGAAACAUGUCAGCUGUAGCCAGUGCUUGAUGAUUCCUCUUGCAUUACAGAGCAAAGUUGGUGUUUUUUUAAAUGUUUAAGUCCAAUUCAAACUAAUAAACACGCUCACUUGGCAAACUUGAUGGGUUAAUCUACUGGAUCCAUACUGCCCUCUAUGUCGGACAUGCAGGAGUGAAUAGUGAAUGAAGCUUGGCCCAGCACUCACAUAAAUGUCAUUCCUGCUGAAAUACAAUUAGAUAGAAACUCUGACCUCCGACACAGCUGCUUGUACCAGUAAACACAGGAACUGUAAUGUUAAUGCAGAGUUGGACUGACUAGUAAUUGGGGCCAAGGAUUGCUAUUAGAUGUAAGUAGCAUUUUGUAGUGGUCCUGAACAUUUAGGCCGCUUUCUGUGACAUAGUAAAAACAGGCAAUGCUAUAUGCUAAAAAUAUUUUUUGUUUAACUUUUUGUUUUAAUAUUUUAUAGCUGAUCUGUGUACAUCAGGCCAGCUUAUGACCGUUUCUUCUGCUUCUAUUUAGACUGAAACCUCACCCGCUCUCGGUUAUUUAUUUUUUUCUGUGCUUCCUUGUGAAGGCAGAGCUUGAUAUAUGAGAAUAGGAAACAGACGUCGUUCCUCUCCCCACAGCGAUGGUUGGGGGUCGACUUUGUUAUCGUAGCUACUUCAUACACAGCAUUAUGCUGCUUCUCUGGGUCUGCCUCCAUUAUGUGGAGACUUCCAGUGGAAAACAUGUUAUUUAUAAAAAAGUUGGAGAUACUGUGGAGCUUUCAUCAGGCUUACCAACUGAAGGGGUGACUGCGGCAACAUGGAAAUAUGGAGAAAUAAUAAUUGCAGACAAAGUCAUUGAAAACAAUAUGGGUGUUUCUAAAAGAUCUCCAUUUAAGGACAGAUCAGAGCUAAACCUGGAAAACUUUACUUUAACAGUGAGGAAAUUGACUCUUCAAGAUUCUGGUGAUUUCAUUUUUGUCUCAGCAACAAAAGAAAAACAGAGGGAUUUAGUCAUCAUCACUCUGCAAGUUCAUGAGGCCAUAACUAAACAGCCUGUCAUAAAAAUCAGUUCUACCUGGAUUUCCUCAAAUGAAUCAUGUAAAGUUCUGCUGGAGUGCAGCACAACUGGUGAUGUCAGCUACAAGUGGACUGUAGGAAAACAAACACUAACUGGUCCCAGGCAACAAUACAUCAUCAGGGAGCAGGAUGGAGAGACCAAUUUCACCUGCACAGUUUCCAAUCAUGUCAGUGAGAAGUCUGCAUUUCAAACAGUGAAGUGCAGCAACAGUGAACAACAAGAACCAGAAAAACACGUGUUCCUUUUCCUGGGUGUAGCUGGUGGCUGUUUGAUACUUGUCAUUAUAUUCAGUGCAGCUGUGGGUGUUUGUCUCUGCAAUAAAAGACAUGCAGAUCUGUGUUGCAACAGGCUCACACAGUCUGAAACUAUCAACCAGGAGGAAAGUCAGCAACAUGUGUACUCGGCUCUUUCCCACGGUGAUCGUUGUGUUUAUGAGACAAUGAGAGGCCGUGAAGAUGCUGGACCAGAAAUUGAAGCCAAACCUACUCACAGAAAGCAAACAGCAAAACCAGCAGGGCAUAGAAGAUGAUGAAUCACAGCGAUCUGAUCUAAAGGAGCCACGUUCAGCUGGAAAGGAAGGAGAAGGAAGAGAUUUAGCCAUGUUAGACAGGGAUUCAAACAUCACCGGGAAACUGUUAUUUGUUUUGUUUUGUUUUUAAUUUUUUUUUUUUUUAAAAAGGAUUUUGUGACAUGUGAUGUUUAAACACUUUUCACAUCUGUAUUUGAAACAACAAAUAGUGUAAAAUAAUGACUUCUUGCUAUUAGUCCAGUAGCACUUUAUUUAAUAAAUACAUUAAUUGACUGAUUAAGCACAGCACAGAGGAGUGUUAUUUCAACUUAUCUGAAGCCAGUUACCACAGUACUGGAUCUGAAGUGCAGAAUUUCUGUACUUUUCUUUGAGACUUGAUAAUUCAUUGACACUGAUGCUAUUUAAUCAUGUUAUCUGAGAAUGUAAAAUGAACCAGGAGACACCCACAAGAAGAUAAAUGAAAUGCAUUCAGCUGUACAAACAACAUGAUGCCAAACUUUGCAGAACCAAAGUUUAGGUACUCAUGUAUUUGUUUAUGCAUUAAUAUUAACAAUACAUAAACCUUAAGCAAAACUGAUACCAAGAAAAAAGAAAUGUGUGCAGGGUUUUGUUCAGAAACAUUUUAAAACCAUCACUUGAAUCCAAGAUGGCUGUUAGGAAACAAUUACUAACUUGAACUGGUUCAGAAGAAAAAAUGUGGUCAUUUUAAAGAUGAAUAAAAGAAGGUGAAAUACCUGUCAUAGUAAAUGUAGUUGCAUUUUCCCAGAAAGAGACAAAAAAUAUGAUUACCAUGAAUGUGUUCAACAGGAAAACCCAGAAAUAUACUGACAUGAGAAAGGACAGUCAAACCACCAGGGGGCAAUGUGGGACCUGCUUGGUGGAAGUUUCAAUAGUCCAGGCACGCUUUAGCCUCUUGAAAAGUUGAAAAAGAAGGAAUAAAUAAAAUUAAAAUUUAAUAAAAAAAAAAUAAAAAAAAUAAGAACAUAAAAUGAAACGAUUACAGUUUGUCACUUUAUUCUGAAUCCUGCAUCGGGUCCUUACCCCAUUUUAUACAUUUACUCUUCAAUAUAACCCAUCCCUCUAACAGGCAGGCAGACUCCUCCCUCUGAUGAUAUGCUGCUUAUGUGUCUUUUGGUAUCAUGGACACAGCCUCUGUGCCUCAGGUAUAUUUAUGCUGUUGUUGUGAACCACUUCCUCUAUCUGUUAGUGAUGCAUGCUGUGGGCAGUCUCUUGUUCCUCCUGAUCGCCAUUUGUCUUCUGGUGUGUCUGUAGUUAGUAGAACAAAUUAAGAAAAAGCGCAAUAGGAUUAUUAAAAUGAUUAAUAAUUAAAG